GACAGCUACACCGCUCUAUUCUACAGACUGCUAGCAUGGCCAAGGCAUCGCAGCUACCCUCAGAGCUAGACAGCAGCCAGGUCCUCAAAGCCUCCAAGGCCCUCCUCAAGCACAUACAAAAGGAAGCCACCACGGCGACAAAACCGAGCAAGAAGAACCUCCUUGCCACCGAUGUCGAUGCGCCAGAGCUCGAUACCCCCAUCUGGCUGAGUCUCACGACUAAAAAGUUCAUCAUUGAUACAAAGCGACUCAAGCCAGCGCGUAUACCGCUCGUCCAUUCGAUUGUUGCAGACGAUGCUACGGUUUGUCUCAUCACAAAGGAUCCACAGCGGCUGUACAAGGAUAUGGUGGAGACGGCGGGGCUCGAUAAGAAGGUGACAAGAGUUGUGGGUGUGACAAAGCUCAAGGGCAAGCACAAGACAUUUGAGGCGAAACGCGCGCUUCGGGAUGCGCAUGAUGUGUUUUUCGCGGAUGACCGAGUCGUGCACUUGCUACCGUCAAUCUUGGGAAAGACUUUUUAUGCGGGUAAGCACAAUCCGAUUCCUGUUGUCUUGCCAGCAGAGAAGGGAAAGGAGGAUCAUUUGAAGAUUGAGAUUGAAAAGGCAUUGGCAAGUACCUAUCUGCACCUCGCACCGGGCACUUGCACGACCAUCAAAGUCGGUCUUGCAGGACAAACAGCUGCACAAGUAGCCGACAACAUCAAAGCCGUGGCAGACAAAGUGAUUGAGACCUAUGUCCCACAGAAAUGGCAAAAUGUCAAGUCUUUGCACAUCAAAACGGCUGCCUCUGUUGCAUUGCCCAUUUACAUGGCAGACAAGGUUUUCGAUCCUGAAAUGGACAAAGUACAGGAUGCAGAAGCUACACAAGCGAUUGAGGAGAAGAAGAAUGCAAGGAAGCGAAAGCACUCCAAGGAGGUGCCUGGUAUUGAACUUGAGUCUGUGCAGGAGGUUGUUGAUGGUGUACCGCAGCCGGCAGAGGCGCCAAACAAGAAGGCAAAGAAGGAGACGCCCGCUGCGAAUGACAAGGCGACUGCAUCUGCUACAAAGAGUAAAGAUGCACCAGCAAAAAGCAAAGCUGUGCCUGCCAAGAAAGAGGCAGCUAAGGCAAGCAAGCCUGCUGCUGCUGUCAAACCUGCCAAGGCGAGCAAGGCCGUUCCCAAGGCAGCCAAGAAGCAGAAGGUAUAGCAGCAGAAUCAUGUUUUUCCCGUAGCCAAAUCGCCCUGUUCUGCCAAAUU
Protomyces lactucae-debilis is the source of this 1234-nucleotide messenger RNA. RefSeq names its product ribosomal protein L1p/L10e family-domain-containing protein. The transcript has a single exon. The record is from RefSeq and is a predicted model, not a curated record. Lineage: Eukaryota; Fungi; Ascomycota; Taphrinomycetes; Taphrinales; Protomycetaceae. The coding region runs from base 36 to 1184 and encodes 382 amino acids.